AUGUUAAUGAUCGUUGUGGUAAUGGUGAUAGCUGCUUCAGUGAUUCCAUCGGUUGGCGCAGUAAAUGCUAGUGUUAAUGUUGAUUACGCGAAACAAGGCAAUUGCAACUCUUCUAUUCUGGUCCGAGUUGGGGAUUACUGCGAUUUUGUGGUGACAAUAACCAUUCCAUAUUCGACCGGCCCAAGUGUCUCAACGGAUCUUAGCGUGGAAAUCAUCAUGCCAGAUAAUGAUACUGCUGUUAUGCAAGUAUCAAAACCUCAAAUAGCAUAUGUCGGUAGUAAUUUCGCCAACACACAGAGUAUCUAUGAUCCCUCAAUAACGAUGACAUCAGCAAUGAAUACAUCACAAUUUAAUGAUGCUCGUAUUGAUUUUGGAACUGUAGUUAACAGUGGUUUAUAUGCACCGACUAACGAUACACAAAGCGUCAUUCAAAUCGGUUUUCGUAGUGUGGUGAUUAGCAAUCCUUCUUAUCAAACGAAUGGAUCUCAAUAUUGGGUUACUGUCGGUAUCGAAUAUAAUAAUGCUUCGGAGAUUUGGAUCGGUCAAGCUUUGUUCAUCUUUGCAAAUGCUUCGGGCGGUACAAUAGGCCCAUUAAGUCUCGGCACAAUUAACAACUCAACUUUACAGUUUGCACAAGGUUCACCAUUCUCGUUAGCAGUUCCGGUCAAUUACAAUGCCACGUACGCGUCCAACUUUGUUUUCACAAUUAAAAACAAUAAUCCAUCGCAAAUCGGGCUUUGUUCUGCUUAUAUUCAAACUGCGAGUAGUGGUUUUCAACAUUUACCAACAUUAGGCUACGAAAUAUCCGUCAACUUAACAUCCGCAUUGGUAAACAAUCAAAUUACAAUCACUCUUGGUCAAAUUGUUAAUACACAAUCGUAUAGUGGAUCAGCAUCAACUCUGUAUAUUACUGUGUACGGUCGUGUAUUCAAAACCGACGGUGUCAGCUCAUAUACCGUUGGUACGCUGACUGCUCAAGCAACGUCAUCCAGUUCGACGGUGUCACAAACAUAUUCAAUUUCCGCGUUACCAAGCGUAGCUCCAUAUGCUAUUAACGGGUCGCUACCAACAUUCUCCAUCACUCAACAAGCGAGUUCAGUGGGCAUCUAUCAAUCAUUAGUAAUGAAAGUAACAAUGGUUAUUCCAAGUGGUUUUGUUGCUCCAGUUGUUAUUGAAUUGAACGGCGCAGGAAACUCUUCUACAUCGUCAUUGAAGUCAUGUUCGGUAUUAAUCCAAUCCGCUGGUGAAAAUGUGGCUGGUUCAAAUCCUCAAUGUGCUGACACAAGUAUCUCUCGACGAACCUACUCAUCAAGUGUUAAUUCGACUAUCUACGAUCAACUAUCGUAUGAUUACGGUGUGAUACAAAAUACAGGCGUACGUCAAAGUUCCUAUUCUGAUGACGUCAAUACAUUAGUACUUAAUGCGAUUUUUCAAGUGAUGAAUACAACUGAAACUGUUCUUUGGCCAACCGUGGCUAUGACUUUGGGAAACAAUACAAUUUGGCUUGGAAAUGCUGCUUACAAUGUCACGCCUAUCAGUUACAACUCAACAUCGCUCACUCAACCAACUUUCAGCUUAUCCUAUGAAAACAAUGUAACAACUAAUCAAUCAGCAACAACGUUGGGUUAUACACGUUUAUUCUAUUACGAUAUUUUCACGCAAGCAGGUGGUCUCUACACACCGAUGACAGUACGAAUUACAACUAAUGAAUCAUCUCCUGGCAGUGGUCAACCAGCUGCAAGUAUAUGUUUGGUUCAAGUUCUAUCUGUCGGAACGAAUCUUCCAUGUUUAAUACCAACGUACUACAAUCAACCUCAAUCACCAUUUAUAACCUAUGCUUCGAGAUAUAACCAACGGAAAAAUGACACAGCUUAUAUUCAAUUGGGUCCAUUAUGCAAUUAUCAAUCCACACAAACGGAUAGUUCCCUCGGUCAAAUUCGCCUUGGAGUAUAUGUGAAAAUUGAAAAUGCAUUAGGCGAUGGACAAUCCACAUAUGUUAGUCUUGAUGUUUAUUACGCUCCGACCAAUAUCUGGGUUGGACAAAUACUUUUCUCUGGAAGUCAACUCGUUACUCCACCAAAUGUUAUUGGAACACCUGUAUUGUUUGCAUUGAACACCAGUGCACAAGCGUACACAAUAAAUGGAUUAACCGUUGCUAAUUAUGCUUUGAAAGUUCCAUCUGGUUCUUAUGGAGCAUAUUCAUUAUUGAACAGUGCUAUUACUAAUGAAGCCAAUCAACAAACAAGUGUAUGUCGGGUUGAUAUAUCCCCACAACGUGGUAGUAAUGUUCCGUGUUCAAAUGAUGUCUCUUCGGUAUUUACGUAUAAUACAAAUGGAGCAUCCGCAAUAGCAACAACAAAUCUUGGUUUGAUAUGUAGCAUUGGUUCAAAUACUUCAACCGUCAAUGCAUCGUUAUCAGUUGAUUCAGAUACAGUAAUUAUUCAAGUGUAUCUCCUUGCGACAGCACAAUCGGCCUCUACGUUCAAUUUACAAUUAUCGAAUUUAGUACCAUCUGGCCAAUCCGCAUUGGCAUCAAUAAUAUCAUCAUUUACUAGCGGUUCAACCAGCUCAUUUGGAAAUCCGUUAACAAUCAACCCACUAAAUGCAUCAGUCUAUGAACAAAUGAAUGACACAAACAACGGCUCAUUCGCUUAUCUUGGCCAAGAUGUUUCUAUUCGUACACAAUUUGUUCUUGCUCUAAAUCUCACCACUCAACAAUGUUAUCCAGUUGCUUUUCUAUUUGGAAUAGCAGCCGGAUCAAGCAAUGCUGCAUACUUCACUGCUGGAUAUGUCGUUAGUGCCGGUGAUAAUCUAAUGUGCAUGAAGAGUAAAGCAACACCAUCCUUGUCGAGUGGUGGAUCAACGUUAUACAACUCGUCGAUGUAUCUGGAUCUUGGUACACUCUGCUAUUAUCCAAUUGAUCCAACUAAUGCAACAGCUAGUACAUUAGUCGUUCACGCAAAUGUUCGUGUGCCAGUGACGACUACAGUGGCAGUUAAUAAUCAACUAUCUGUUACUAUCUCGGCAUUGAUUAACAAUAAUCAAUCUUUUGUCAAUACUAGUUAUCCCUUAAUAGUGAAAAGCUACACUAGUUACACAGGUUUCACAUUAUUCUCCAAUGAUUCAUCCAACGUAGUUCUAGGAGUCAGUAACUCAACUAUUCAAAGCGGUAUUCGUCAACCAGUUACAUUCGACUUCAAAGUUUAUCUACCAACGUAUUCUCAAGGCCGUUUGCAACUACUUAUUGCCAGUGUACCAGUCUCGAGUGCUGUUUCAGUCGAUAUUCUCUCAGCUACUGUCCUUUCUGCUGGUAUAAAUGUUGGAUCGUUUAUGUACGAAUAUGCUCUCGGAAAUAAAUAUCAAUGGACAUACUCCUCAAGUGUCGCCGGUUCAACUUAUCAAGAUACAGCCUAUCUUGAUCUAGGUGUAGUGACAAAUACAGGAAUUUCAACAAUAAUAAGUAAUUUUUCAAAUGCAACCGAUAAUUUUAUCGCUGUUCGAGCAACUGGCUAUUUAACUGAUAAUCCGUUAGCAGAAACAAACUUUGCAUUUACUGUGGGUUUAACUGCAACAUUUGCAGGAUAUAAUAUCACACAAACAUAUUCGAAUGUUGUUUCAAGAAAUGGAACUGAAAGACCAAUCAUGAUUGUCAAUCGCACCGACUUAACAAGCGGCACUUAUCUUAUGGGAUCAACUUAUAGUGGUAAAAUUCAAUACAGUCACGCAAACAAUUCCACUGCUGAAUGUAUCAAUGCUCAAAUAAUCAUCUACUUACCAACAUGGAUCUCACUCCAGAGCUAUAAUUCAACUACGAUUGGAACAAACUACACCACUGAUAACAGUUCAUACGUUCUAUUCAAUUUGGGUACAUUACUUUUCAAUGAUGCAGGCACAUUGACAUUUACUUUGAACAUCGGUACAUCGAAUCAAAUGGCAUUGGUCUAUCAACGAUACAACUCACCCAUAAUUACAAUUCCACAUGAAUUUCUCUGUAUGAAACGAGCAAGAACAAAUGUUGCAUACUAUCCUGCAUCAACAGUAUUUGUGUUUCAAGACGUUAUUUCUUUAUCCACAUCCAUGACAUCAGUGGCUUCGACUUAUUCCAAUAUUCUCGGUGGAUUAGACUCUUGUCAAUUCAGUAGUAGUGUUCGAGGAUCAGAUGCUUCCUUAGUUAGAUCAAGUGGUUGGCAAACAGGAUAUCGAUCACAUCAAUGGAUGUUAUCCGGUACUACUUAUAUGCAAAUCAGCUUUGGCAAUUUAACGUUAGUUAACAGCAUUCAACUGACUGUUCCAGCAGCAUUUGCACCUAUUCUUUCGAUUCAAAUUGGUUACAGCUGGGAUGGAGUUAGUUUUGCGGUAGAUUCAAUGGUUUAUCCUGUUAAUGGUAGUUCAUCGUACAUUGUUCCACUGGCCAGUUCACUCCUCAUUCGAUAUCUACGUAUUUAUAUUAUUGAUGUUGUACAACCAAGUGAUUUAUUGACGAAAACGAGCGGCUUUGUUUUGAAUGUAACUGGACUCGUGAAUACUUCAGAUACUACUGUUGCAAGUGUUUGUUCCUCUACGUCGAAUGCACUUAAUGUCCGAUCAGUACUUGUUGCCCCACCAACUCAAACAGGUCUUACGUAUGCGGACGAUGUCUAUGUUUGUGAUGAAUCAAUCACAAGAACUUCAUUCUUAUGUCAUGUUCUUCUCAAUGGUGGUACAUCAUCAUCAGCUACAUGGAUUGCUUUAAAUACAACGGUAGCAAAUAUCAAUUUAUUUGCUUUCGAUACUAGUGAGAAAACUCAAUCUCUCUAUGGUUAUGCACAAGAUGGCGUUUCAAUCAUUCGAAGUAAUGAUCGUGGUUUAACAUGGCUUGUCACCGAUCAAACAGAACUUUCUAAUGUGACAGUUCAAUGUGGCAGUACAAAAGUAUGUCACACCAGCAAUACGUAUGGACUAACAGUUGGUGCACCGGGUGUGACAGCAAUGCAGGCUGGUAUUAAUCCAUGGGCAGCAUCCGUUCAAGGUCUCUGGACUCAGUCAUCCGGUGGAGCUUUAGUCUUCGAUUGAAGUGACGCUAUGAGAUCUUUUCAAAUGAUGCGAUAUGGCCGACGGACAUUAACUUUACCAGCAAGUGACUUCGUCCAGUCGAUGGGACACUCGGGUGAUUCAACGAUGCUACGACGUCGAAAUUCGAUGUCAGUGUGGAGUAGUCUCUGUCGUCAAAAUUCGUUUCAAAAUGAGGAAAAUGAAGAUGUGACAAUAGACAGCAGCGAAAGAGAGCAUGUUAACAAAAUAAGAAGCAUAACAUAUAUAACAAAUAGAAUCUCGAUAGAUUCGACAUUGUCUAGUGAAAACAAACCAAUGGAUUCAUCGAAAGUGACAACAACAUUAAAUAAGCGAACUACAUUAAAUGUACAACAAGCCGUACCUAACGUUGAAUACAUUCAUGGGGCUCGUCGAACGUCAUUUAAUAAUGGUCGACGAUUGAGUUUUCAACAACAGGAGCUAACCGAAUCGUCGAAGUCAAAAACGAAUCUGAGAAACUUCUACGUUUUCUUCGUGUUACUUUUUCUUUUUAUUUUCCUCGCUGUAGUUUAUUCUUUUAUUCGUAUGAUAAAAAAUCAGAAUUCAUAG
Molecule: messenger RNA, 5619 nt
Organism: Adineta ricciae
Lineage: Eukaryota; Metazoa; Rotifera; Eurotatoria; Adinetida; Adinetidae
Source: the annotation of a GenBank genome assembly